UUGUUUGCAUAAAUGUGAUUAUUACAUAACAUUGCUUGAAGAGCAGAAAGAAAAUUACUGUCCAUGUCUAAAAAAGAACAAAAAAAGAGCGAACUCGAAUAUAAGAUGGAAACAGUUCCGAUGGACCCGCGUUUUCCAAAUAUGAAUGUAACACGACAUUGCUGGUUUUCCUAUGUGGAAUACCAUCGUUGUCAGAAGAGUCGCGGAGAAGGGGAUGAAUCAUGCCAAUAUUUUCAAAAAGUUUUCAAAACAAUGUGUCCCAAUGCUUGGGUGGAAAAGUGGGAUGAACAACGGGAAGCUGGUGUGUUUCCAGGCAGAAUUUAAAAUCGACCGCAAUUAGUAUAUAUUCUUAAUUAUUGUUGAAUUGAAUAAAAAAAUAUGCAAUUUUCAAAACACUCCGAUAUACACGUACGCACACCCAACCACUUUUUCACCUAUUUGCUAUAAAUUUCUUUAAUAAAAAUGAUUUUUAGUGUAGAGAAUUGGGAACGUUUUUUCGAUCGGUACUCAACCAAGUUAUUCAUAGAGCGGCUAGAGUAUCAAGCAAAUUUAUUUGUGAACUGAAGGCUUGUUGAAAAGGAAAACAGAUUUGUGAGCUAUAUACAAGUUAAAAAGUGUAUGGUUUGAAUCUUAUUUGGGGCAUAGUUUUAAACUGAAAAAAAUUUUGCAAUUUUGUUCUCCUUUUAAAUUUCCUUUUUACUAUUUCUUUCUAUAAUUUCUGUCUAGUUUUUAUUUAUAUAUAUAUAUUUUUUUUUUGUAAAAGAUGUCUGCUGAUGCAAAACUUUAAUGAGAUUAAGGUUAAACAUACUCUUAAACAUGCUUAAUAUAUCGAUUAUAGACAAUAUUAAUCAUUCAUCCAUAUAACUAAUGAACGCAUUUCUCUUGUAUGUGUCGUUACAUCCUGAUUUCGUGUAAUCAUCACAAUUGCUCGAUCGCACACUCCUUCGCUUUGCCUUUUCCUACUUGUGCGAUUUAUUAA
This is a messenger RNA of Rhagoletis zephyria (snowberry fruit fly), 979 nucleotides long. RefSeq names its product cytochrome c oxidase subunit 6b-2-like. Gene Ontology annotation, cellular component: mitochondrion; respiratory chain complex IV. The record is from RefSeq and is a predicted model, not a curated record. Lineage: Eukaryota; Metazoa; Arthropoda; Insecta; Diptera; Tephritidae.